AUGCCGCGAAACUAUAAGAGAAAAUCCGUCACCAAUUAUAGCGAAGAACUAAUGGAAAAAGCCAUUACAAAAAUUAAAGCUGGCGAAUUGAGUUGCAAGCGAGCUGCAGAUUUAUACUGUAUACCUCGAAAGACACUAGGAGGAAGAAUUCAAUAUCCAGAAAGGGUAGCUAGGGCUGCAAUGAAAGUAAAGGGAAAGUUGUUUAAUUACUGGUCGUCAACAGCAACAAAAUCCUCAAUUUCUCACGACAAAGAAAACAAAUCAAAUCUUGUUGAAGUUGAUAAAUCAAAAACUUUAUUUCACGUAGCCUCUGAUGAAAUUGACUUUGUAGCAGAACCAUCUCAAGUAACCAAAUCAAGUACUGCAGAUUUAAUUGUGCGAUGUGCUAAGACGGAGAGAAAAGUUCAAGAUUCACUAAAACAAGAAAAUAAUUUGAUUAAUGGAGAUUUAAUUGGGUUGAUGAAGAGAAAAGAAUGCGGACAGUUAACAUCGGCGCAAGAAAAUAUGCUUAUAGAAAAGAAGAAGAAGAAAAAAGAACUGGAAAAGAACUUAAAGAAGAAAAAAGAUUCAAUGUUGAGAAGCCGGAAGCUCAGAAGUAAUUGGAGGGAAGGCUUAAAAAAGCUAUGCAAAUCAUCUCCAUCAGCAAAAAAGACUCUCCACCUUCAAAUGACAAGUGGGCGUCCACGAAUUGAAGAAGAACAACCGGAUUUACUAAAAACUAUUUGUGACAUUGCUCUUUACGGUUCAGCAGCUCAUGAAAAAAGAAGAGAUGCUGUUGUUAGAAGUACAAAAACGUUAAGUGAAUUGACUGAAACUUUGAAAGAGCUAGGUUUUCAAGUUAGUAGAAGCGGUACUUAUCUUCGAUUGAAUCCAAGAAACAGCGCAACUUAAGAAGGGAAGAGGCAUAUAAAAACUGUCCUAGUUAAGUUAAUUAGAUCCCAAAAUGAUAAGCAUGCCAAACAUAUUGAUAGGAAAUUCUGUACAGAAACAAUGAGGCGUCUUGAAGACAUAUCAUCUCUCCUUGGUCCAAAAGAAGUUUUUUUUCUCAGUCAGGACGACAAA
Hydra vulgaris (swiftwater hydra) is the source of this 1062-nucleotide messenger RNA. RefSeq lists its product as uncharacterized. Lineage: Eukaryota; Metazoa; Cnidaria; Hydrozoa; Anthoathecata; Hydridae. The record is from RefSeq and is a predicted model, not a curated record.